UGCCGGGCGGCAUGGCCAGCGCGGGCGGCGCGCUGCGGGUGCUGGUGGACAUGGACGGGGUCCUGGCUGACUUCGAGGGCGCGGUGCUGCGGGACUUCCGUGCCCGCUUCCCCGGGGAGCCGCGGGUGGAACUGCCGGCGCGGCAGGGCUUCUCCGUGCGGGAGCAGUACCGGAGCCUGCGGGAGGACCUGGCGGAUAAGGUAGCCAGCGUCUAUGAAUCCCCUGGCUUCUUUCUAAGGUUGGAUCCAAUUCCAGGAGCCCUUGAGGCCAUGCAGGAGAUGAUCCACAUGCAGGACACCGAGGUCUUCAUCUGCACAAGCCCUCUCUGGAAGUACGAGCACUGCAUCGUGGAAAAGUAUCAGUGGAUAGAGAAGCACCUGGGACCGGAGUUUGUGGAACGGAUUAUCCUAACCCGAGACAAGACGGUCGUAGCUGCUGACUUGCUGUUUGAUGACAAGGAUACCAUCAGAGGUGCAGAGCCAAACCCGAGCUGGGAGCACAUCCUGUUCACCUGCUGCCACAACAGGCACAUCCAGCUGCCGGCGCCGCGCCGGAGGCUGCUCUCCUGGGCCGACGACUGGAAGGGCAUCUUGGACAGCAAGCGCAGGCAGUGACACAGGAAGGGGAUGCUGUGCUCUUCCCACUGCUGGGGAACCACCAGCUCAUCCACCUGCAGGGACACCCACCUCAGGAGCAGCAAGUGGUCAGCCAGGCAGGGGCACC
Messenger RNA from Dryobates pubescens (Downy woodpecker), 723 nucleotides. It is a transcript of the gene NT5C, whose product is annotated as 5', 3'-nucleotidase, cytosolic. The coding region runs from base 12 to 614 and encodes 200 amino acids. The transcript has 5 exons. The record is from RefSeq and is a predicted model, not a curated record. Lineage: Eukaryota; Metazoa; Chordata; Aves; Piciformes; Picidae. Gene Ontology annotation, molecular function: 5'-nucleotidase activity. Gene Ontology annotation, biological process: pyrimidine deoxyribonucleotide catabolic process.